GAUAAAAGGAGCUGCUUGGUGGCCUUUUCACCUCAGCCGUUUUCACAUUCUUGCUGCUUGCACAUCAGCAUUCUUCUGUGUGUCUUGAUACUCACCCGUUCAGCUGUUACUCUGGGUCCUGUGUGUCCUGUCGUCAGGCAUUGUGCUGGCUGCUAUUUGUUCUGAGGAGACUACUGAGCAGGCACUGGGAUACCUUGAUAUAUCGUAAGCCACGAGUUUACAAGCUGUAUGAGACAGGAUCUUCUCAACAUCAUUAUGCUGCCAGAGAUGGAGAUUGGUCUUGCUAUGCAGUUCAGGCUGGCCUUAAGCUCACUUUGUAGCCCAGGCUGGUCUCGAACUAGCAACAGUCCUCCCUCCUCAGACUCGCGAGUGUUGGGAUUACAGGCGUGAGCCACCAUGCCCAGGCAAUGGGAAAAAUUCAAGCUGGAAUUUUAAAUUAUUGGAAGUUAAUAAUGAACCAGAAGUUGCAGAAUGCAAUUCUGAAUAAAAAUCUUCAGAAAUUUUUCUUCAAACAGCAGAGGAAAUAAAGUUAAUCUAUUUUAAAACUUUAAGUUAGACUAAAAUAUUCAUGAUAGGAAUUAUACUGGCAAAAAUUUUUGUAGCUCUUAAUGUACCUGGAUGAAAAGAGUUGUCACUUUGUUUCUCAGAAGGACCUAUAUAUCUCUGAGGUUAUAUUAACAAUCAGUCAUUUUAUAGAAAUCUUGACAUGAUCACCAAGGACGACAAACGGAGCUGAAGACUGUGUAUUGGUCAAGAUGACUUCUGAAGAAAUGGCAGAUUCUGUUCUCAUCCCUGUGACUCAGAGAAAAGUGGUGUCUGCACAGUUGGCUACAGAUGAAAGUAGUGAAAAAGUCUCAGACAUCAGUAUUCCAAAAGAACAUACUGUCAGGCAGAGUGUGCAGACUUUGACCACUGUCUCACGGUGGAACAAAUUUAAAGAAGUGUCUUCUGGAAGCAGCUUGCCCAAGGUUCUCUCUGUAGCAAAGGAGAAAAUAGUGAAUGAUGAAAACAGCAAUGAAAAGUGCUACAGGACAAGCAUACCGGAUUCUGUAAAAAACCUUAACAUUGACUGCAACAGCAUAUUUCAAAACCAUCAGCAUGGCCUUCUUCAGAGCCAGUUUUAUGAAACACGCAACUCUGUCUUGGAGGAAGAAGACCUGUGUCUCAAAACUGGAUUUCCUUCUCCACUGGAAGGAAAGGUAUUCUCUGGAAUCCACCUGGAAAUAGAUGGACCUUCCAUAGACAUCAGUCCUUUAGGAAGUUACUCUGAGAUUACAGAAAACAGCACAACACAUCCUGACAGCAACAUGGCAGUAUUUCACUUUCAUUAUGAAGUUGACAGAGUGUCAGACACUUUUCAGACCCUAUCCAAAAACUUGAUUUUGGAUGACUGUGGGAAUUGUGUAUCGCUUCCUGAGGGGGAACAAAAGAAACAUUAUGUGGCAUAUACUCGCAAACUGAUGGAAUUGGCAAAGAACUGUGAUAAUGAGAAUGAGCAGCUGCCGUGUGAUUGUGGCACCUUAAAUGACAAAUACCUGUGCUAUGAAGGCUCUUGCCAGAAGGUGAACAUGCUAUGUUCAGGUGAUCGCUUUUGCAGGGAGGAUUUUACUGACAGUUCACCUGCCAAGACUUUUUUGAGCCAUUUUGAAAACUGCUCUGAUAAUUGUGAAGAUGUAGAAGAUUUUUUUAAAAGCAAAAAGGAGCGGUCCACUUUGUUAGUGAGGAGAUUUUGUAAAAAUGACAAGGAAGUGAAAAAAUCUGUGUAUACCGGGACAAGAGCAAUCAUGAGAACUCUGCCUUCCGGCCACAUUGGGCUGGUGGCUUGGAAUUAUGUUGAUCAGAAAAGAAAUGGUCUCUUACUGUCUUCUGAAAAAGCAGUGGAACCUCUGUCAAGGCUGGACAUAAGACGGGGUGGGAGCCAAUGUCUGUCAGUAGUGCAGUGGUACCCGAUCUACAAUGCAGUGAAAAGAGAAGAAGCAGAAAAUAUAGUUGGCUCUCUUCUCCAUUUCUUCACAAGGCUCCUGGCCCCUGAGACAGUCCAUGGAAGGAUUAGCAGUGGUCCGUGCUUAAAGCAGUGUGUCCGAGACCCUGUGUGUGAAUACCGCGCCACCCUCCAAACAACUUCCAUAUCUCAGUACAUCACUGGAUCUCUCCUAGAGGCAACCACAUCUUUAGGAGCAAGAAGUGGUCUUGUAAAUACUUUUGGAGGAUCCACUGGACGAAUGAUGCUGAAAGAACGCCCAUCAGGUACCUCUGUGGCCAAUUCGAAUGCCCUCCCUUCAAGUUCAGCUGGGAUCAGCAAGGACCUGAUCGAUCUGCAGCACCUCAUCCAGUUCCCAGAGGAAGUCGCCAGUAUCCUAACCGAACAGGAGCAGAACAUUUACCGAAGAGUCCUGCCAGUUGACUACCUUUGCUUCUUAACCCGGGACUUGGGCACCCCGGAAUGCCAGAAGUCCCUGCCCUGCCUCAAAGCAUCCAUCUCAGCAUCCAUUCUCACCUCACAUAAUGGAGAGCACAAUGCCCUGGAAGACCUGGUGAUGAGAUUUAAUGAGGUAAGCUCCUGGGUGACAUGGCUGAUCCUCACAGCGGGCUCCAUGGAGGAGAAGCGGGAAGUCUUCUCGUAUUUGGUACAUGUGGCCAAGUGCUGCUGGAACAUGGGCAAUUACAAUGCUGUCAUGGAGUUCUUGGCAGGCCUCAGGUCAAGAAAAGUUCUUAAGAUGUGGCAGUUCAUGGAUCAGUCUGACAUUGAGACUAUGAGGAGCCUGAAGGAUGCAAUGGCUCAGCACGAGUCCUCUUUGGAGUACCAGAAGGUGGUGACGCGAGCCCUGCACAUCCCUGGCUGCAGGGUGGUUCCAUUCUGUGGGGUGUUUCUAAAGGAGCUCUGUGAAGCGCUGGAUGGAGCCUCUGGAUUCAUGAAGCUCUGCCCCCGGUACAAUUCCCAAGAAGAGACCUUGGAGUUUAUAGCAGAUUACAGUGGACAAGAUAAUUUCUUGCAACGAGUAGGACAGAACGGCUUAAAGAAUUCGGAGAAAGAAUCCACUGUCAACAGCAUCUUUCAGAUCAUCAGGAGCUGCAGUCGAAGUCUGGAGAUGGAGGAGGAUGAUAACCCCAGCGAAGUGGACAGCUCUGGGAAGAAUUCCCUGAAGGAUAAAACCCAGUGGCCAUUUAUAAUUGGAGAUUUGCUGGAUUCAGAAAAUGACAUCUUUGAGCAGUCCAAAGAAUGUGACCUUCAUAGAUCAGAGGAGUCACAGAAGGCCUUCGACCAUGGAACAGAGCUCAUCCCAUGGUACGUGUUGUCCAUCCAAGCUGAUGUGCAUCAGUUCCUGCUGCAGGGGGCCACAGUCAUCCACUAUGACCAAGACACACACCUCUCUGCUCGCUGCUUCCUACAGCUUCAGCCAGACAAUAGCACACUGACUUGGAUGAAGCCCCCCAGUACCUCCCCAGCUACUACUAAAGCAAAACUUAAUGUGCUCAAUAACACAGGUGAGCCUGGCAAGUUCCCAUUGCUGGGCAGUGCUGGAUUAAGCAGCCUGACAGAGGGGGUCUUAGAUCUGUUUUCAUCAAAGGCUGUGUACAUGGGACACCCUAACAUUGAUCUACACACUGUGUGUGUUCAGAACAAACUGAGUAAUAUAUGUCUGUCAGAGACUGGUGUAACUCUGCUGUAUGGACUUCAGACCACAGACAAUAGAUUAUUGCAUUUCGUGGCACCAAAGUACACAGCAAAAAUGCUCUUCAGUGGACUGCUGGAGCUCACUAGAGCUGUGAGAAAAAUGAAGAAGUUCCCUGACCAAAGACAGCAGUGGCUACGGAAGCAGUACGUCAACCUCUACCAGGAGGAUGGUCGGUAUGAAGGCCCAACUCUGGCUCAUGCGGUGGAGUUGUUUGGUGGCAGAAGGUGGAGUACCCGGAAUCCCAGCCCUGGCACGUCAGCAAAGAAUGCCGAGAAGCCCAAUAUGCAGAGAAACAACACCCUCGGCAUAAGCACCACCAAGAAAAAGAAGAAAAUCCUCAUGAGGGGUGAGAGUGGAGAGGCAACUGAUGAUGAGAUGACGACCCGAAAAGCCAAAAUGCAAAAAGAAUGUCGAAGCCGGAGUGGUUCUGACCCGCAGGACAUUAAUGAGCAAGAAGAAUCAGAGGCGAAUGCCAUCAGUGGCCCUCCCAACCCCCUCCCUUCCAGAAGAGCCCACUCUUUGACCACAGCUGGGUCCCCCAACUUGGCUACCCCGACAUCAUCUCCCAUCAGGCCAGUCUCCUCCCCUGUGCUGUCUUCUUCAAACAAGAGUCCAUCCAGUGGCUGGAGCAGCAGCAGUUGGCACGGGCGGAUCAAAGGUGGAAUGAAGGGGUUCCAGAGCUUCAUAGUUUCAGACAGUAACAUGAGUUUUGUUGAAUUUAUUGAGCUGUUCAAGUCUUUCAGUGUGAGGAGCCGUAAGGACCUGAAGGAUCUCUUCGACAUCUACUCUGCACCCUGUAACCGAUCAGGCUCGGAAUCAGCCCCUGUCUACACCAGCCUGACAAUCGAGGAAAGUGCCAAUGACUUUCAGCCCGACCUAGAUUUGCUAACCAGAAAUGUCUCGGACUUGGGGUUGUUCAUUAAGAGUAAGCAACAGCUGUCUGACAACCAGAGGCAGAUAUCUGAUGCCAUUGCUGCUGCAAGCAUUGUGACGAAUGGCACUGGGAUUGAGAGCACGUCCCUGGGCAUAUUCGGAAUCGGCAUACUCCAGCUCAGUGACUUCCUGGUGAACUGCCAGGGGGAACACUGCACCUACGAUGAGAUCCUCAGCAUCAUCCAGAAGUUUGAACCUAACAUCAGUAUGUGUCAUCAGGGUCUGAUGUCAUUUGAAGGAUUUGCAAGGUUUCUGAUGGAUAAAGAUAAUUUUGCUUCAAAAAAUGAUGAGUCACAGGAGAACAUAAAAGAAUUGCAGCUACCCCUCUCCUACUAUUACAUUGCAUCUUCCCACAACACCUACCUCACUGGCCAUCAGCUCAAAGGAGAAUCCUCAGUAGAACUCUAUAGCCAGGUCCUCUUACAAGGCUGCAGGAGCAUAGAGCUGGACUGCUGGGAUGGAGAUGAUGGGAUGCCCAUCAUUUAUCAUGGACAUACACUGACAACAAAGAUCCCCUUCAAGGAAGUGGUUGAAGCCAUUGAUCGCAGUGCCUUUAUCAACUCUGACCUCCCAAUCAUCAUAUCAAUUGAGAACCACUGUUCAUUGCCUCAGCAACGAAAAAUGGCAGAAAUUUUCAAGACUGUGUUUGGAGAAAAGCUGGUGGCUAAAUUCUUAUUUGAAACUGAUUUCUCAGAUGAUCCAAUGCUUCCCUCACCUGACCAACUUAGGAGGAAAGUGCUCCUUAAAAACAAGAAGCUAAAGGCCCAUCAGACGCCAGUGGACAUCUUAAAGCAAAAGGCUCAUCAGUUAGCAUCCAUGCAAGCACAGGCUUACAAUGGGGGGAACACCAACCCCCCACCUGCCAAUAAUGAGGAAGAGGAAGAUGACGAAGAUGAAUAUGAUUAUGACUAUGAAUCCCUUUCUGACGACAACAUUCUGGAAGACAGACCUGAAACUAAAUCAUGCAGUGACAAGCUUCAGUUUGAGUACAACGAAGAAAUCCCCAAGAGGAUAAAGAAAGCAGAUCACUCUGCUUGCAGCAAAGGGAAGGUUUAUGACAUGGAACUGGGAGAAGAAUUUUAUCUCCCUCAAAAUAAAAAAGAGAGCAGACAGAUUGCACCAGAGCUUUCUGACCUUGUCAUCUAUUGCCAAGCGGUAAAAUUUCCAGGCCUGUCAACUCUAAAUGCAUCUGGCUCUAGCAGAGGAAAAGAAAGGAAAAGCAGGAAGUCCAUUUUUGGCAACAAUCCGGGAAGAAUGAGCCCAGGGGAGACAGCAUCGUUUAACAAAACAUCUGGAAAAAGUUCUUAUGAAGGAAUUCGGCAGACCUGGGAGGAAUCUUCUUCCCCUCUCAACCCAGCCACCUCCCUCAGUGCUAUCAUUAGAACUCCCAAAUGCUAUCAUAUCUCAUCACUGAAUGAAAAUGCCGCCAAACGUCUAUGUCGCAGGUAUUCUCAGAAACUGAUCCAGCACACCGCCGGUCAGCUGCUGAGGACGUAUCCCGCGGCCACCCGCAUUGAUUCAUCCAACCCCAACCCCCUCAUAUUCUGGCUCCAUGGAAUACAACUCGUGGCACUCAACUACCAGACAGAUGAUCUCCCUUUACAUUUAAAUGCUGCAAUGUUUGAGGCAAAUGGUGGCUGUGGUUAUGUUCUGAAGCCACCAGUUCUGUGGGAUAAGAACUGUCCUAUGUAUCAGAAGUUUUCUCCACUGGAAAGAGAUCUGGACAACCUGGAGCCUGCUGUCUAUUCUCUAACUAUUGUCUCUGGCCAAAAUGUGUGCCCUGGUAACAGCACAGGAAGCCCAUGCAUUGAAGUGGACGUGCUGGGCAUGUCCCUGGACAGCUGCCACUUCCGCACAAAGCCUAUCCACCGAAACACUCUGAAUCCCAUGUGGAAUGAACAGUUUCUGUUCCGGGUUCACUUUGAAGAUCUUGUAUUUAUUCGGUUUGCAGUUGUGGAAAACAACAGCUCAGCAGUAACUGCUCAGAGAAUCAUUCCACUCAAGGCUUUAAAACGAGGGUAUCGGCAUCUUCAACUGCGAAACCUUCACAAUGAAGUCUUGGAAAUCUCUAGUUUAUUCAUAAACAGCAGAAGAAUGGAAGAAAAUUCCUCUGUCACUACCAUGCCAGCCUCUUUGAUGUUUAAUACAGAAGAAAGAAAAUGUUUGCAGACUUACAGAGUCACAGUGCAUGGGGUCCCGGGUCCAGAGCCCUUUGCUCUUUUCACCAUAAAAGGAGGCACCAAAGCAAAGCAACUUCUCCAACAGAUUCUGAUGACUGAACAAAACACCAAAUUAUUCUCCACAGACUAUUUUUUGAUGGAAGAAAAAUAUUUUAUAUCAAAAGAAAAGAACGAAUGCAGGAAACAACCAUUCCAGAGAGUCAUUGGUCCAGAAGAAGACGUGAUGCAGAUUUUAAACAGCUGGUUUCCAGAAGAAGGUUAUGUGGGCAGGAUUGUCUUAAAAACUCCACAGGAAACUCUAAAAGAGAAGAGCAUUGUUCAAGAUGACAAAGAGGUGAUCUUGAGCUCAGAAGAGGAGAGUUUCUUUGUCCAAGUGCAUGAUGUUUCUCCAGAACAACCUAAAACAGUCAUCAAGGCACCCCGCCUCAGCACUGCCCAGGAAGUCAUUCAGCAGACCUUAUGCAAAGCCAAAUAUUCCUAUAGCAUCCUGAGCAACCCCAAUCCGGGGGACUAUGUGCUUUUGGAAGAGGUAGUGAAAGACACACCCAACAAGAAGUCUUCUGCUCCAAAGUCUUCACAGCGAGUCCUUUUAGACCAGGAGUGUGUGUUUCAAGCCCAAAGCAAGUGGAAAGGUGCAGGGAAAUUCAUCCUUAAGCUAAAGGAGCAGGUGCAGGCAUCUCGAGAAGACAAAAGAAAGGGUAUCUCUUUUGCAAGUGAACUCAAGAAGUUUGCCAAGUCCACCAAGCAGCCUCGGGGCCUCACUUUACCACCUCAGCAGCUGGCCUCAGAAAGUGUCCAGUAUAAGGAAGAGAAACCCGCGGGUGGCUUGACAUCCAGGGACACCGCUGAUUACCAACAGUGACUAAGGGCAGCAUGCUUCACCAGGUGAAGAUCUUUUGGCAAGAAGUCAAGAAUGAACAUGGCAGGAAGAAAUAGAAUUUAUUUUCAAUGGAGUUAAACUGGAAUGCUGACUUCUGAACUGCAACCUUCUUCACACAUGAUGAAAUGAAGUCCACGGUGAGGACAAGUGGCACAGCGCUAAAAGCUGCCAGCGACUUCCUGCUGGCAUGCAGGAGCAGCACAGGGGACCGCCGUUAUAAAUGCUGAGCUGGGAAACACCCCUAAGCGUGGCGGUAACUCUCUAAGAACAAGGUCAGCAAACUUUUGUCUGCAAAGGGCCAGACAGUAAAUACUUUAGAAUUGGAGACCAUAUGAACUCUGCUGUAAUUCUGUUGUGUAAAUUGUGUGUACUGCCAGAGGCCCACACUGACAAAAAGUACAUGAAUGAACAGAGCUGCAUUCCAAGCACUGAAAGUGGAAUUUGGACACUGAAAGUGGAAUUUCAUAUAGUUUUCUCGUCACAAAUAUCCGUUUUUUUUCAACCAUUAAAAUAUAUAAAACAGUCUUCUUAGUUCAAGGGCUCUACAAAAAUAGGUGGUAGGCUGGAUCUGAUAGCCCAAGGGCCAGAGUUUGCUGACCCAACUUAGAGAACUGGGAACAAGAGACACAGAGAUCUGAAAACUAGCAAACUACAUAGUGUAGCCUCUCAGUUCAUGGCUGAGAAGUAAAAGCUUUUGGGGCAUUGUAAGUGUAAUUAAGUUCUGUAAGAUUCAUUAAAAGUAAUCCAACAUAGUUCCUAUCCUGUGUACCAUAGUGCACUCUUAAGAUUCUUUUCACAUAUAGAAAAGAUACUGGGUUUUUUUUGUAAAGGUUAUUGUUCAUAUAUUCACAGAUUAUUCCAUUUUUGGUUUUCACAAAAUGAAUUUAGAACGAUGUUGUAAUGCCUUAAUAAAAAACCUAAUCAUUUUUUUAAAUCAAAAGUAGUUUUGUGGGGAAAAAAAGUAGUUUCGUGUUUAAAGUAGGUUUAUUUAUUUUGCAAGGUUUGUACUGACACUGUAUUUGUAUAUUUAUUAGCCGUACCAUUUUAAAUAUGCUUUCUGUGGAUUAGAAGCAUUAGUGAUUCUAUUUGAAGGCAAACUUAAAAUGUAUACUUGAACAUCUAAAAUGGGUUAGACUUUCAUGUAAAAUAGCUUCAUCUUUAUUUCUCAUUAACUGAAAAGCUGUGGACCCAAAUUAUAUUUGAUGUAAAUUAUUUUUUUAGAACUUUGCUGUACAAAACCCAUUUAAAUUCAAUGGAUUCUUCGUCUUGGUAUGAAGCAAAUUAUGACUUUAAAAAUGAAAUGUUUUCCUCUAAAGUAAAACCCAAACUUCCAUCUUUCCAUUGGGAUUAAAUUUUAAAACAUUUUUCUUAAAAUUAUAAAACACUUUAAAAAUCCUUUGAGACUUUUACCAAUUAUAAAAAUGAAUGUUUGUUUUGCUGUACUCUAAAAAGUGUCAAAUAUAUACAAUGUUAUUGAAA
Molecule: messenger RNA, 9149 nt
Organism: Cavia porcellus (domestic guinea pig)
Lineage: Eukaryota; Metazoa; Chordata; Mammalia; Rodentia; Caviidae
Gene: Plce1
Product: phospholipase C epsilon 1
Exons: 35
Coding region: 756-7652 (2298 amino acids)
Biological process (GO): small GTPase-mediated signal transduction; release of sequestered calcium ion into cytosol; phosphatidylinositol-mediated signaling
Molecular function (GO): phosphatidylinositol-4,5-bisphosphate phospholipase C activity; guanyl-nucleotide exchange factor activity
Source: RefSeq, a predicted model, not a curated record